AUGACCAAAAAUUAUUUCCACGAUGUCUUCAGUCCUUUCAACGCGAUUCUUCUCGGAUUAUGCGCCUAUCUUCUGUACAAAAUAAUCAAAAGGAGUAUGCAAGACGAAGAGUACGUUCCUAGCGCUCCCCAACAAAUGCUAACUCCUAUGAAAAAACGAGAUUUCACUCUCGACGAGUUACGGAAAUUCGACGGGAAACAAGAAGAUGGUCGUAUCUUAAUGGCCGUCAAUGGAACUGUGUUUGAUGUCACAAGAGGCAAACGAUUUUACGGAGAAGGAGGUGCUUACAGUGUAUUUGCAGGUAGAGAUGCUUCAAGAGGAUUAGGAACAAUGUGUCUUGAAGAGAAUGCCCUGAAGAAUGAAUAUGAUGACCUCAGUGACCUCUCAGCUGGUGAACUAGACAUCAUAAGAGAUUGGGAGAGCAGUUUCUCAGAAAAGUUGUAUGAUAUAGUCGGAAAGUUGAUAAAGGAUGGAGACGAGCAUGGCACUUACGAUGACGAAGAUGAAAUUGUUGGAGAUGUUGUUCCAGAUUCCAACAAGAAAACUGAUUGA
Messenger RNA from Helobdella robusta, 552 nucleotides. RefSeq lists its product as hypothetical. The record is from RefSeq and is a predicted model, not a curated record. Bases 1 to 552 code for a protein of 183 amino acids. The transcript has 3 exons. Gene Ontology annotation, cellular component: membrane; endomembrane system. NCBI's taxonomy places the organism in Eukaryota, Metazoa, Annelida, Clitellata, Rhynchobdellida, Glossiphoniidae.